Messenger RNA from Lathyrus oleraceus (garden pea), 1511 nucleotides. Its product is annotated as E3 ubiquitin-protein ligase SINAT2. Gene Ontology annotation, cellular component: cytoplasm. Bases 440 to 1372 code for a protein of 310 amino acids. Gene Ontology annotation, biological process: multicellular organism development; ubiquitin-dependent protein catabolic process. NCBI's taxonomy places the organism in Eukaryota, Viridiplantae, Streptophyta, Magnoliopsida, Fabales, Fabaceae. Gene Ontology annotation, molecular function: ubiquitin protein ligase activity; protein binding; zinc ion binding. The record is from RefSeq and is a predicted model, not a curated record. The transcript has 5 exons.
AAAACCAUGAAAUAAAUUACCCAAAAUUAAUUACUUUAUUUCCCAAAAUUCAAAUUAAAAAAAAAAACAAAACAACCCGAGAGAGAAAAAGAAAAAGAAAGAUAAAUAACGAAAGAAACAUAGCGGAAAAAAAUCCUACGAUUUUGUCUUGGUCAACUCAACAAUACAUUCAUAAUAAUCGAUGCCAACGAGACUACGAGACGAGACACAGUUUUUUUCUUCUUCGAUUUCAAUAUAUUGGUGGCACGGUUUCUCUUCUUGCGACUUCUUGAAUCUUGGCGAUCACCGCCAAGAAUAGUUGUUGAUGACAUGAUAAGUGUUGGCCAGGGACUGUUCUGCGUGAAUGUUGUUUACUCGUGUUAAAUUAUUCUAGGGAAACUCGAUAAGCAUUUGUAGCGCGCCAAGGAAAUUGGAAAGAAACCUUUAGAUUGGGCCAGAGAUGGCUCCCGGAGGCAGCAUUUUCAAAGAAGUUCUCGAGUCUCACCUGAUGUCUUCGGAUUAUGAGACCGGCAAGGCUAAAUCUGAGGCUAAGAUUAACAGUACACUUACAAAGUCUACUAGUGUUGGGUUGAAUGGAAAGAACGGAACUAGUUCGAAGAAUGGCGUGCACGACUUACUCGGGUGCCCUGUCUGCAAGAAUUUGAUGUAUCCUCCAAUUCACCAGUGUCCAAAUGGCCAUACAUUAUGUUCUAGUUGUAAGAUAGAAGUCCAUAAUCUCUGCCCAACAUGUCAUCAUGAUCUUGGGAACAUAAGGUGUUUGGCUUUGGAGAAAGUGGCGGAAUCUUUGGAGCUUCCUUGCCGAUAUCAGAGUCUAGGUUGUAACGAUAUUUUUCCUUACUAUGCGAAGCUUAAGCACGAGCAAAGUUGCGGAUUUCGUCCAUACAAUUGCCCCUACGCUGGGUCUGAGUGUUCUGUGAUGGGUGACAUUCCAACUCUCGUUGCUCAUCUCAAAGAUGAACACAAGGUCGACAUGCACGAUGGAUUCACCUUCAAUCAUCGAUACGUCAAAACAAAUCCACACGAAGUUGAAAAUGCCACAUGGAUGCUAACUGUUUUCAACUGUUACGGGCGACAUUUCUGCUUGCACUUUGAGGCUUUCCAGCUUGGCACAGCUCCGGUUUUCAUGGCCUUCUUACGGUUUAUGGGCGACGACAACGAGGAGAAGAAAUUCAGCUACAGUUUAGAAGUCGGUGCAAACGGGCGCAAACUUAUAUGGCAAGGAAUUCCGCGGAGCAUCCGUGACAGUCAUAGUAAAGUUAGAGAUAGUCAAGAUGGACUUAUAAUUCAGAGAAAUCAAGCCCUUUAUUUUUCUGGCGGUGAUAAACAGGAGUUGAAAUUAAGAAUCACGGGUCGAAUAUGGAAAGAAGAUUGAGAAAAAGGUGUAAAUAUAACAAUGUAUUAAGAAGAUUUAAGGAUGUUCUAUUAGUGAUUGUUGUAAGAUUUUGGUCUCUGGCAAUGUGUAUCACUAUGAUCUAUUUAUCUUCAUAUACAGAUUCUCCUUCAAUUCCACA